CAGUAAAGCUAGAAAUGCAAAGUGAUGAGGAAUCUGACAGGAAACCCCUGAACCGGGAAGAUGAGCUCAGGGGUCAUGAUGAAGGAAGCAGCCUGGAAGAACCCCUCACUGAGAACAACGAGAUGGUUGAUAACAGAAAGAUCCAGGAUCUGUCAAGCGAGGGAGGAAUCCGUCUUCCGAAUGGUAAACUGAAAUGUGACGUCUGUGGCAUGGUUUGCAUUGGGCCCAAUGUGCUAAUGGUACAUAAAAGGAGCCACACUGGUGAGCGCCCCUUCCACUGUAACCAGUGUGGAGCUUCUUUUACACAGAAGGGGAACCUGCUGAGGCAUAUCAAGUUACACUCUGGGGAGAAACCUUUCAAAUGUCCCUUCUGCAGCUAUGCCUGCCGCAGAAGGGAUGCCCUCACAGGACACCUCAGGACGCACUCUGUGGGUAAGCCUCACAAGUGUAACUACUGUGGCCGGAGCUAUAAGCAGCGCAGUUCAUUGGAGGAGCACAAGGAACGCUGCCACAACUAUCUGCAGAAUGUCAGUAUGGAGGCUGCUGGGCAGGUCAUGAGUCACCAUGGUGAAAAGCUCAUGAGAUUUGGCUAUCCAGAAAUUCACUUUGAUAUGAACUUGUCCUACGAGAAGGAGGCUGAGCUGAUGCAGUCUCACAUGAUGGACCAAGCCAUCAACAAUGCAAUCACCUACCUUGGAGCUGAGGCACUUCACCCCCUGAUGCAACACACACCAAGCACAAUUGCUGAGGUGGCCCCAGUCAUCAGCUCAGCUUAUGCUCAGGUCUAUCAUCCUAGUAGGAUAGAAAGGCCCACUAGCAGGGAAACAGCUGACAGUCACGAAAACAACAUGGAUGUCCCUAUCUCCCUCAUCAGACCAAAGAGUCGACCCCAGGAAAGAGAGGGAUCCCCCAGCAAUAGCUGCCCAGAUUCUACUGACUCAGAAAGCAGCCAUGAAGAUCGCCAGUCCUACCAAGGAAACUCUGCCUUAAAUCCCAAGAGGAAGCAAAGCCCAGCUUAUAUGAAGGAGGACACCAAGGCUUUGGAUGCCACAAAAGCUUCAAAGGGCUCUUUAAAGGAUAUCUAUAAGGUCUUCAAUGGAGAAGGGGAGCAGAUUAGGGCCUUCAAGUGUGAGCACUGUCGAGUUCUUUUCCUAGAUCAUGUCAUGUACACCAUCCAUAUGGGUUGCCAUGGCUAUCGGGACCCAUUAGAAUGCAACAUCUGUGGCUAUCGAAGCCAGGACCGCUACGAGUUCUCGUCGCACAUUGUUCGAGGAGAGCACACAUUCCACUAGGCCUUGUCAUCCAAAGGGGAAUCUUAUGAAGUAGAAAAACUGCACAUGAAGAAAUACUGCACUUACAAUCCCACUUUUCCUCAGAUGUUGACACACCUUUUGUUGUUGUUGUUGUUGUUGUUGCUGUUGUUUAUUAUUAACCUUAUUUUAUGGACCCAACCUCAGUCACUCUGCCCAGUUUAAGAACGGAAAGAAGGAAAACAAGGGAUGAGAGAGUUUCUUCUGUUGUUGCUGUCACUUUUGUUUUGGUGGCCUGUCUGAUGUUUUCAGUGGGAAUUGAAAGGCAGUCCAUUUCUGUCACAAUUAGUUGUAUAUCACAUCCUAUUUUGGGCACUGCUUAACCCUAAUAGGUGCUUUAAAGUCAAAAGGAGUUGCCACUCGUUUGUAGAUUAACAAUUUCAGGCAAAUAGGUAGAAACAUUUCAGAGGAAAGCUCAUUCAACUGUAUAGAUAUGGUGGGGGGUUGGGGAAGGGAGGAGUGGGGAAUUUUAUUCUGCAGAAUGAACAAUUAUUUUUAAAGUAAAACUGGUUUACUCUGGGGAUAUAGAAGCAUGAAUCAAAGUCAAUAUUCCUUGCAAAAUUACUUCCUAAGGUUGGCUGUUUUCAUGGGUUCGGUGUUUACUGCCCCUCUGGAAUGUAUAAAUUAUGUAUGUGUAACACUGUACCACAUAACAGCAGUUUAGUUUCAUAAGUCUUAGGGACCUCCUGCAGUAAGUUUGAGGACCUGUGUUUUUUAUUUUACUUAUGAAGCACCUUUUGUUAGAAUUGCUGAUUUGCUGUUAUUCCAUAACUAUGUGUUGACUCACUGACUUCUUACAGGCUCCCUCAUAGCCUUACUUAGCUAAUUGCACCCUAUGUUUUAAGAAACAGCAUUUAGAAAUAACGGUUUUAACCUAGCUUCUAGGACAAUAGGUAGCCUAGGAGUCUAUAAGAGCCUAUAGUUUACUCAAGAGGUUC
Messenger RNA from Alligator sinensis (Chinese alligator), 2248 nucleotides. RefSeq names its product IKAROS family zinc finger 2 (gene IKZF2). The record is from RefSeq and is a predicted model, not a curated record. Lineage: Eukaryota; Metazoa; Chordata; Crocodylia; Alligatoridae. Bases 15 to 1292 code for a protein of 425 amino acids. Gene Ontology annotation, cellular component: nucleus. Gene Ontology annotation, biological process: regulation of transcription by RNA polymerase II. The transcript is spliced from 4 exons. Gene Ontology annotation, molecular function: RNA polymerase II cis-regulatory region sequence-specific DNA binding; DNA-binding transcription factor activity.